CAACCGAAAAUAAGAGAGAGAGAGAGAGAGGAGUUUUUCAGAGGAAGAGGAAAGAGAAUCGAAAUUGGAUGAGAUUUGGGGGCAGGGAGAGGAAGCACAGUAGUACGCAGUUACGCACACACAAAACACCUCUCCUCUCGAAGUCUCGUUUAUCGGGCCGUCUGUUCACGGAUAUCGAAGCUUUUUUUUCUUGCUUUUCUCUCCCAUAUAUAUAUAUAUAUUUUUUUUUUAUUUUGGGGUUUUUUUAAAUAUUCUAUUUUAUUUUUUUAGUCUUCUUUGAUUCUUGGAGAGAAGAGAGAGAAAGAACGUUGCAGUCUUGCAGAGCUGAAAUCCCCAUGGAUGAAUGGAUAUUUUGGGUUUGACGGAUAUUUCAUGAAACCCAGGACAUAGCAUAUGGUAACAAAAGCUGACUCUUUUAAGGUAAGCUUUCAUGGGUUGAACUCAAAGAAUGAUGGGGAGUUGCAGCGAAGAGGAAGAGGAUCGUUUUUUUGAUUCCCGGGAGGAUUUAACGCCCUUAUCUGAUUCCGGCUCGGAUUGCCCGGAAAAUAUUGACUCGAAUUCCGGGCUGCUUGGUUGGGCAUCGGGUGGCUUUCUAUACGAGGUUUGGAUUAAGAACCCAUUGAGCAUUCAUGAGCGCCGUGAUAAGUUCCUAAAAUGGAUGGGUUUAAGUUUAGAUCGGACUGUGAGGGAUGAUUCUAAACAUCCCCUUACUGACGAAAUUGAAGUCGAAUUGGAUAGAAUUACCGAAAAUAGCGGGGCCGUCCUGAGACACUCUGAUUCCGAAGAUGGGUUUUCUUCAAGUCGGUCUUCCAUUUCUUGUUGGUCCAAUGAUGCUCCAGAUUUGCCAGAAGAUGUGGUCUUGGAGGAGAAUUUUGUUUGUAGGAUAAAGAACUUGGAUGAUGGUACGGAGUUUAUUGUUGAUGAAUUAGGCCAGGAUGGUAUGUUGAGCAGGCUUCGUGAAGUGGGUUCAAAUCGAUUAGUUACUGUAGAAGAAUUUCAGAGGGCUUUUUGGUUUUCCCCUUUGGUUCAUCACUUCAUGCGCAGAGAAGUUGCAGAACCUAGCAAGCCGGUGGGAAUAAAAAAGAGAGUGAAGAAAGGAUGGCUAAGGAGAUUAAGUUCAAUUGCUUGCAUUGUGGACACACAAGGGAGAGGUGGUGAUUUGGAUCCCUGUGAUCCUGAUCCAUCUAUCAAGACAAAGGUUCAGAGAGUUAGGGCUCGUUCUUACAGAAAGCGAUCCAAGGAAUUAUCUGCUCUUUAUAUGGGACAAGAGAUCCUGGCCCACGAAGGUUCAAUCUUGACCAUGAAAUUCAGUUUUGAUGGGCAGUUUCUGGCGACAGCUGGUGAAGACAGCAUUGUGCGUGUUUGGCAGGUAAUGGAGUGUGAGAGAUCAAAUGUGGACGACAUUGUGGACAUUGAUCCUGCGUGUAUAUACUUCACUGUAAAUCAUUCUUCUGAACUAACGCCCCUUGUAUUGGACAAAGAAAAAAUAGCUAAACUUAAGAGUCUGAGGAGAACAUCAGAAUCAGCUUGUGUCAUUUUACCUCCAAAAGUAUUCCGGAUAUCAGAAAAACCUUUGCACGAGUUCCAUGGACACAAUGGUGAGGUCUUGGAUUUGUCAUGGUCAAAGGAUAAGCUUCUGCUGUCAUCAUCUGUUGAUAAAACUGUUCGCCUGUGGCAAGUAGGAUGUGACCAAUGCCUCAAGGUUUUCUCCCAUAAUGAUUAUGUGACAUGUGUUCAGUUCAACCCCAUGAAUGAUAAUUACUUCAUUAGUGGCUCAAUAGAUGGAAAAGUCCGCAUUUGGGGAAUUCCUGAUUGUCAAGUUGUUGAUUGGACUGAUAUAAGAGAAAUAGUCACUGCUGUAUGCUAUCGUCCUGAUGGACAGGGAGGAAUUGUUGGCUCAAUGACUGGCAAUUGUCGUUUUUAUGAUGCAUCAGAUAAUCAUUUGCAACUAGUCAAACAAAUAUGUUUACAGGGUAAAAAGAAGUCUCCUGGCAAGAGGAUAACUGGCUUUCAGUUUUCCCCUAGUGAUCCAAGCAAAUUAAUGGUCACUUCUGCUGAUUCACAAGUCCGAAUUCUUGAUGGCUUUGAUGUGAUCUGCAAAUAUAGAGGCCUUCGGAAUGCCGGAAGCCAGAUAUCUGCUUCUUUUGCAUCAGAUGGAAAACAUAUUAUAUCAGCAAGUGAGGAUUCUAAUGUUUAUAUCUGGAACUGCAAUAGUCAGGAUGGACCUGCACCCUCCCAAGUAAAGAGCAUUUGGUCAUGUGAGCGUUUCUUCUCGAGCAAUGUGUCAGUUGCAAUACCUUGGUGUGGCAUGAAAUCUAGUAACUUUGUUUUGUCUACUGCAUUGGGAGCUCAAUCAACCCUUAAAACACCAGAAAACAUAGCAGGAAGUAGCCAAGCAAAUGGAGGCUGGCAGCAUUGCCUCUUGGAUGAGAACUCACAUAAUGUAUUGCCUUCAUCUUCUCCUGACCGUUUUUCUCUUAGUCAUGGGUUCUUUUCAGAGGCUUUGCCCAAGGGCUGUGCAACAUGGCCAGAAGAAAAGCUUCCCAUGUCAGGAUCUCUAGCUGUGUCAUCCACAAUGUGUAAAUCCCUAUAUAAAUUUCUAAAGGCCUCUUGCCAUGGUGCACUCAAUUCACCUCAUGCAUGGGGUCUGGUGGUUGUAACCGCAGGAUGGGAUGGACGGAUCAGAUCAUUUCAUAAUUAUGGAUUGCCAGUUCGUCUUUGACAUUCAAGGUUCAGUAUGGUGUUUAGAGAUGAUCAUUGCGCAUUAGAACAUGCAUGGUGUCCCCAUGGUUGAAGUGCAUGCAGUCAGCUUCUCAUUUGCCUGGCCGAAGUAUGUGAAAGCACAGUUCAGUUUUCUGCUUGUUAAAUUUCAACAUGCGGCUUAUGGCAUAUGAUGCUAGUUUGGUGGACUCAGGGGCUGGAUUUCAGCAGCAUCCGGAGCUGCAGCUGGGUACCAAUAUGGAAAAUUAUAUAGGAAUGUGCAGUGUAGAUGAAAUUUGAGAAUUGGUUCUCUGAUGGACCACUUGGUGGGAUAUGGAGUUGUAUCUUAAAUUAGAUCACGAAAGGUGGCGACAUACCCAUGGUUCUAUAAUCUGGCCUGGCAUCAACAAGUGGCAGGCGUUUGUUUAUCUGGAUAUUGGAUAUCCAGCUUAAUUAUACCAUUCAUUUAUUUUUUCUCUUCGAGUUGAUGGCUGCCUGCAUACAGAGAAUCUGGGGUCGUGUGAGGGUCAGUUGAGAUACAUAUAAUUAAGUUGCCCAUGGCCUGUGGGGUCUUCAGCGCGAGUGGAGACUGGAGAGGGGUGAGAUGUUGGGUUAAGUUUUAUCCAUUGAAAAUAUGGUGGGGACCUCACCUUUCAAAAUAUGUUGGCUGGUCUGAAUGAUUCACUUAUUUGUUUCCAAAGUGUGCAAUGACCCUGUUGAAUCAGCUUCAUGGUGGGUGGGUCAUUUUCAAGUGAUGGACUUUCCUCUAUGGAGCCCCGCAUUUGGUACAGAUGUGGACAAAACUGUGCAACUUCUCGUUGAUCGCAUUGUAUCUGGAAGACGAUUAAAUCAAUCACCAGGUUCCUCCUAUCUGUACUGCAGGUAGUCCUUCCUCGUUUUAUCUCACUAAUCAAAUUGAAAUGCAUAAUGAUUAUAUCGUUAUCUUUUUUUCUUGGAAAAUCUUGAAUACUAGUGAUCGUUACUUGAUGUCAUAGAUUUUAGUAUAUGUAUAUUUGUAAUUCACAUUCAGAAGGGGAUUGUUGUCAGUUCUCUCAUGAUGAUGUGCCAUGCCUUUUGCUUUUUUGUUAAGCUCUCCUCAACAAGAGGAAAAAUAAACAAAUUAAUGAAGCAUAUCACAAGCUGGUGGUUAGUUCAUAUUUAACA
Nelumbo nucifera (sacred lotus) is the source of this 3864-nucleotide messenger RNA. RefSeq lists its product as uncharacterized. The record is from RefSeq and is a predicted model, not a curated record. NCBI's taxonomy places the organism in Eukaryota, Viridiplantae, Streptophyta, Magnoliopsida, Proteales, Nelumbonaceae. Gene Ontology annotation, molecular function: protein binding.